Messenger RNA from Glossina fuscipes, 947 nucleotides. RefSeq names its product NADH dehydrogenase [ubiquinone] iron-sulfur protein 3, mitochondrial (gene ND-30). Gene Ontology annotation, molecular function: NADH dehydrogenase (ubiquinone) activity. The transcript has 4 exons. The coding region runs from base 114 to 896 and encodes 260 amino acids. Lineage: Eukaryota; Metazoa; Arthropoda; Insecta; Diptera; Glossinidae. The record is from RefSeq and is a predicted model, not a curated record.
GAAGAAGAACAAGAGACAGAUGUUUAUUACAUAAAAAUUGUCAAAUCUACAUUUUGGAAUUGGGAUAAUUUUUCAUUUAUCCAAGAAUAACUAUCCUGAACAAUUUGGAAGUAAUGGCUGCUUUUAUAAGAAGCCUGGGUAUACGCUUGGCAGCUAAAAAUGGAUUAACCGCCAGUGGCACCUUAAAUACUUCUACCAUACGCUUGAUGAGCGCUGCAGCGGAAACAAAAAAACCCGAAAUGCCCACUGUACGUAAACCAAAUGAGAUGGCUCGUACUAGCUUAUCAGAUUUCGGACGUUAUGUGGCUGAAUGUUUGCCCAAAUAUGUGCAGAAAGUACAAUUGACCGCUGGCGACGAAUUGGAAGUGCUAAUCGCUCCUGAGGGUGUGGUGCCAGUGUUGCAAUUCCUUAAAGAUCAUCAUCAGGCUCAAUUCAGUAAUUUAACCGAUAUUGCUGGUAUGGAUGUACCGAACCGAAAAUAUCGUUUCGAGGUCAUCUAUAAUAUACUUUCGUUACGGUAUAAUUCACGUAUACGUGUUAAAACAUAUACCGAUGAGUUAACACCUUUGGAUUCUUGUUUCGAGGUAUACAAAGCAGCUAACUGGUAUGAGCGUGAAAUUUACGAUAUGUACGGUGUGUUCUUUGCAAAUCAUCCAGAUUUACGACGCAUCUUGACCGAUUACGGAUUUGAGGGUCAUCCUCAACGGCGUGAUUUCCCUCUGUCCGGUUACGUUGAGUUGCGUUAUGACGAUGAAAAGAAACGAGUAGUGUGCGAACCUUUGGAAUUGGCACAAGAGUUUCGAAAAUUUGACUUAUCAGCGCCAUGGGAACAAUUUCCCAAUUUCCGUAAUGCAAAUCCUCCCGCUAUGGAGAUAGAAACUAAAGAUAAAAAAUAACUUUACCCAUCUUUGUAAAGUUUUCAAAAAAACUAUUUAAUAAACGUUAAU